AUGUGCACUUCACACCACAUGGAAUUAGGUGAGCUCAUAUUUGUGGCAUACGUGUUAACUUACCAAACAAGACAUGACAUCGAUGCGAGUGUUGGGCGUUGCCUUGUUUGUGGAAUGGUGUUUGUUCCCCACUGUGACACCGGACUGCGGGUCGCCCUCUCCUAGCGCCGUCCCCAACCUGCUCCCUGUGGACACGAGACCACCCACCCUCGUCAGGACGAUCAAGAACGCCAAGUUGUUCACAGUGGGGACCGGGGAGGACUCCUACUACAUACUCCAUCUGUACGGGACGCCGUAUGAGAUGGGCUUUGCCCAGGGCAGCAUCGUUAAGGACGAGGCGACAUCCAUGAUACAGCAGGUGUGGCAGUACAUGCAGGACCAGAUAGUCGGAGGAAUAACGAAGAAACUGAAAUUUCUUGACUGGUUCUUGGACGAAGUUGCAACUUUUGGACUGGACGCUGCCCUUGACCUGGAGUUAUUGGCGACGAAGAAGUACACAUCACAGGCGUUUUUUGACGAGGUCAGGGGACUGGCGGAUGCCACUGGACAAGACUACAAGACAAUUUUGUACAUCCAUUUAAUAGGUGAGCUAACAAAAGGAUCGUGUUCUAUGAUUGGCGCCUGGGGUGACAGUCUUGCCAGGAAUGGAUCGCUCCUGCAGCUGCGCGCCCUAGACUGGGCAGUGGAUGGUCCCUUCAAGGACUUCCCACAGGUGACCGUGUACCACCCUGUCAACACGACAUACGGGCAACCCUGGGCCAACUUCGGAUGGACGGGAUGGAUUGGUUCUAUCACAGGAAUGAACUCGGUGAAGAUGGCUAUUUCCGAGAUCGGGGUAUCAUUUCCUGACGCCAGCUUCGGCAAGGAGUCGAGAUUCGGCAUCCCGUUCACUAACAUCUUGCGAGACAUCCUUCAGUACGACACCACCCUGGAUGCAGCCGUGCAGAGAAUCACUAACUCUAAGCGGACCUGUGACCUUCUGCUCGGGGUCGGAGACGGCAAGAGCCAGACAUUCCGUGGGGUUGAGUACUCUGCCUCUACAGCCAACUUUUACGACGACGCGACGUUGCAGCCCCUUGCGGUGUGGCAUCCUAGGAUCAAGGACGUCGUAUACUGGGGGAUGGACUGGGAAUGCCCUGGCUACAGUCAGGUCCUGGCCACACAGAUACAGCGGAACUACGGCCACCUCGACGCCAGCCUCGUCAUGAGAGAUGUCGUCAGCAUUGUCCAGACUGGCAACAUGCAAGUGGCUGUAUACGACCUCACCGAGAACAUCGCCUACCUGGCCAACGCCCGAGGGUCCUUUGAGAGCGGACCAGAAUACGCCUAUGAGAGGCAGUUUGUGAGAAUGAACAUGACCCAGAUAUUUGCAGAGCCAAUGCCAAGCCUUAUACCUCAUACACAUUGUAUAUUCUGUCCAAAAUAAACAAAUAUAUCGCGAA
Haliotis rufescens (red abalone) is the source of this 1442-nucleotide messenger RNA. RefSeq names its product protein dcd1B-like. Lineage: Eukaryota; Metazoa; Mollusca; Gastropoda; Lepetellida; Haliotidae. The transcript has 13 exons. The record is from RefSeq and is a predicted model, not a curated record. Bases 74 to 1426 code for a protein of 450 amino acids.